Molecule: messenger RNA, 6138 nt
Organism: Amoebophrya sp. A120
Lineage: Eukaryota; Dinophyceae; Syndiniales; Amoebophryaceae
Source: the annotation of a GenBank genome assembly
CGAGCGCUGUAUUUUUGAGACGCGUGAGUGUCGCUAUCCAUCGUCUUUCGUUUAUUUCGUGAUACAGUUUACGACUGCUGUUGAGCGAUUUUUCUCCUGUGUUGCAACCGGCGCAGCAUGUUGUCCUGGGUACGGCUAUGAUUUUGACAUCACCGGCCCACCAGCCGUAUUUCUUUAUCAAAGUACAGCCUAGUUCUUGUUCACAGCUUGUUCUCUGCUUCACAAACAACAAGAUGAGAAAAGACAACAGCAACCGCGACCGCGCAACCGCCCGCGGCACUCUUUCCGAGAUCAUCGGGUGUUACGCGAAAACCGCUUCGAACCAAUCCAGCAGCUUGAACCCGGAAAGCUCGCUGAACUAUCCCCGGAGGAGAACAAACAGAACUGGUAACAAAACCUCCCAAAUACCGCCACCGUCGGUAAUCCCCUCCAGUAGAACACCAUCCGAAAGAACCGGGCCAACGCCGCGGUUGCAACAACUGCAGCAAAAACCAAGACAGAAAGAUUACGUCGCCCCUGUACAUCUACAACAUGAUCAGCCACAAAUAGAUCUGCAGCAGCCCCCCUUCCUUUUCGCGCCUCAGGAAAGGAAGAGCAGAGCCACCAGCUCCAACGCUGGAGCUGGUGCUGACCGGAGCCAAGCCCCUCUCCCUGCUCCAGAACCACAGCAGGAUGAAAUAACAGUCGAACUGUCACGUUCCACCGGCGCAUAUUACGAGGGCGGUGAGCAAGGUGGCACGACAGGAGUAGAGUAUGGCGACGGCGCCCACACGACAGGUGGCGCUUACUAUCCGGAUGGAGAGGGGGAGCAGUACCACGAGGGGUAUUACAACCACGACUACCAACAUGAAUACGGUGAAGAUCAAGAUCUUGUUCAGGGUAACUACUACGAAGAUCAUUACCAGGCCGAGGAACUGGAACAUGAGCCAGAUCUCCAUCAGGAUGAAGAUGAUGACCAAGAGCUGUUGUCAGACUCCUCUUUCCUGCAGUUUCACGACGAUGAUAACGUCGCAAAACUCCUGGAUCGCAACAUUACCCACGACCACGACGGGCACUGGGAUUUGAUCUACCAGCGACACGACAACGCGGUGAGAACGAAGCAGGAGAACAGCGAAAAGUCGGAGGGUUUUUUUGGCUCGCUGAAGAAAAAAGCGGGGAUGCGGGCGAGUUUGAACAAUUAUUUACCCAGUCCGGUGGAGGAUUUCCAAGAUUCGGAGGAAGAGAAAGGAAUAGAUGAAAACGCGAGGACAAACCCUGCAGUAUUAACUGGACAACAAGCCGGUCGUGGUGCUGAAGAUGAACAAAAAGGCACAGGAGCUACAGGCACAGCAGCAGCAGCAAACACAUCACCAUCAGGAGAUCUUCAAAUCGAUCUAGAAGAAGAGCAGCAACACCCACCGGUCGCGAAAACUAUCGAGAAGAACGAAAAUCGGCAGGUGCAGCACGACCACGCGGGCCACUGGGAGAUGAUGUUUAGCCGGGCGAAAGGGGGGGCGGUGAAGAAAAGAACCUCUCUUUCCAACGCGAACACGGGGUUGCCGCCUGGUGGUGCUCCUCCUGCUGCAGCUAGUAUGGAUGAUGAAAUAAACGCAAACGCUGGAAGUUUCGCCGGAGCAGCGAGUAACGUCGACCGAGCGAAGCUACUUUCCUCUGAAGACGGGGAUCAACAUGAUCUACAAGUGACUUCUUACGAGGAUCAACAACCAGAAGAUUUUGAAGAAGGAAAUUCGAUCGAGGCCAGUCCGGCGCUGGUGAAAAUGAAUAGUGCCCAGCAGCAACGACGCUCCGGCAAUCCCAUCACCGCGUACGCGACUGUGACUUCGAAGUCUGUUUUUCCGCCCGGGAUGGCGGAUACUGCAACUGCCAGUCGGGAAAGAGUGCCUCCACCGCCACCGCAAGGGAACAUCAAGAUGAGUUCCCAGCAACAACGUGCAGCCGGCGGCCGCGGCUCGUCGCCAGGGAGUAAUAAUUACCAGCAGUCCUCUCCACCUUCCCUUGACCCUAGAUACGUCCUGUUAGACGACGGCGCUGGGCCGGAUAACAUCGAGCAAGAGAUCUAUUCUCCGCCCCAAACGGUCCGACUGUUGAUCCAAAGGGAUAACAGCGGGAAAAAGCAGGUGAAGGUGUUGCAGAAGGAUGAAGUCGUUCCUCCGAUCGAACCUCCGGUAGCUUCUGUUGAGUCGAAGGCGAAAAGUAAGAAAGCGUCAGCGAAAAAAGGUACCGCUACCGCAAAAGGAAAAGCGAAGGCAAAAGCUACGGGGGCUUCUCCUGCAGCAGCAGCAGCGAGUUCGCCGAGUGACAAUGGUGCAGCUACAGCAGGACCACCGCUUGCAGAGGGCGAAGCCGCUAGUCCAACGGAGAUCCAGGGCGGGUACCGGCGGGAGAGAAGGCCGCUGGGUGCGAAGGCGAAACCAGCUGGACGCGCGAAGGCACGGCCGAAGGGGAAGACGCGAACGGGUGGUGGUGGCGCCAGAACUGCGAGUGCGGACGACGAUGCAGUUACGACUCCGGGGGCAGCUGCAUCAGGAGAACUACAACCAGCGCCGCAAACAAACCUGAAGAAGGACCAAAUUUUAACGACCGCUGGCGCAACGAGUACUUUUACCGGGGUAGAAGUAGUAGACACGCGUCCAGUUGUAACCCAGGAAGAACACCUACUGGAGCGCACGCGCUCGCAGGCCGCGGACGUGCGGCCAAGGAACACCCAGUUUCAGAAAAACACGGCUUUGUUCAAGCAAGACCGGGUUUUGAAGCCGAAGAAUUUCCAAGAAAAACUCCUCGAAGUCCUCACCCGGUCGAAGCAGUGUCAGGUGGGAGAGUACGAAGACUUCCCGUUUUUCGAUUUUCAACCGAAAAAGUUGGGGUUACCAGACGAUCCGGAGUUGAACGCGAAUGCAGUAGGACGAACGACGGGCAAUAAUAUCAGUCACGCCGCGCUCCACUCGGCUCUGGCUUCCAUGUCCCACGAACUGCGGUCUUUGUACAAUGAACGGGAAAGCGUCAUUACGGUCUACGAAAACGAGAUCGAGAGGCUGCAGGCGCUGGUGCAGAUCGCGUUUCAGAAAUUGGAGGAAGUUUUAACCGUCUUAUGCAUCGCAAAAGUAUCGUGCUCUUGCAAAUUGCAUCACAAAUUUUUCCAGAAGGAAACCUGGAAUUUGUCAUGCUGAUUGUGGUAAAAAGGGAAACUUGUCAUGCUGGACUGCCCUUUAUAUUACGAGUGCGAUACUUAUUUUGCAGUUGAUACGAGUACGACGACUACAAUGUGGUGUUCGUGGACGAUGAAAUCGAAGACGAAAGUUUGCGGAAUCGGAAGAGAAAGAGGGCUUUGUCCACCUCUUCGGGUGAUGUUCAAGAAGUUCCUCAUCAUCUUGAAAACCAAGCUUUAAACACCACCACCACUGUAUGCAAAAAAAAAAACUGCGUUAGUGUAAGUUUGUGAUGCAGAAAGUGCAAAACCGUUACACUUGUCAUGCUAGCUAGCUUUGCCCAUGCAGCGCUAUAAUUUCGUGCGUGGUGUUCUCACGUACUGGCUGCGCAUGACAAGCUUUCUCUGUCAUGCGAAACAGAUUUGUCAUGCUGCAACCGCAAGACACCUACAUCACAGUUUUUUUCUUGGAUAGAGCGGCUCUCUGACCGUCGAAUCCAUUCUGACCGAUCCGAACUUGGUGAAUCACGGGAUAGGGUAUCCACAAAAAAUUUCCUGUAGACGUCCAAAAAAUGCGGUUUCGGCAUCACAAAGCUCGCCUUCGAUCCUAGUUAGCAUGACAAGUGCCAUGCUCUAAGUUGGGGAAAUUUGUGAUGCAUUUUGUACGUGUACGGGAAAUUUCCAGUGGAUAUAGGGAACAAAGACGCGGAAAAGGAGGACACGAAGUUCAAGUCGCUGCUGGCGCGAAGUUACGCGUUUUUGAAAGAGGAGUUAGAGCCGGAAGCGAAAACUUACCAGUACUUGCAGCGGACGGGGUCGUUUGGGAAAAGGAAGAGCUUGCUGUUGGCGGAUAAUAGUAAAGGUGGCGCGACUGGUUCCAGUAAGAAUAAGAAAACCUCGAGCAAAAAGACUAAUAGCAACCCGUUUGGUGCAGCAAAAAGUCAAGGAUCAACAUCCGUACCAGGUGCAGUAGCGACUGUCGACGGAAUGAAGAAACGUGCUAUAGCCGCAAAAGAGAUAAUGACAAGCAAUUCCGCUCAGAGUAAUCCGGUCCGCGGAGGAGCGACAGCUUCCGCUGCUGCUGUACCAAGGAACAACAUGACAACUUUUUCGCAACAAGAAAACAACGACCCCGCGAGCUCUUCCUCUGCAGAAGACGAGGAACUCCACGUCCAGCUGAAGCAGCUCGCGUCCUUACGGCAGGUCGAGAUGAAAGCGGCGAAGAAACUGCAAUUACAAUUCCGCUCGAAGAUUUUCCGGAAAUUUCUGAAGGAGAUAUGCAUUGCAAAUGCAUCGUACUAGUUCAAAUCGCAUGACAAAUCGUUCCAAAAAGAAAAAUGGAACUUGUCAUGCAGAUUGUUCAGGUGAGAAAUCAGAUCUGUAAUGCUAGACUGGCACUCGCAUUUGUAAGAGUACGAUGCUUUUGGUUUUGGAGUGCAUAAGGGAUGGAAGUAAACAAAAAACUCCCGCCCCGUCCGAGUGACGACAAUCGGAAAUUUAUCGCGAAGCAAAUUUGCGAAGAGCUGUUUGCCGCGCCAGGGGAGAAGCCACCGAGGGCUUCCAUAUCAAAUGCAAAAAUGUCUGGGUCUGGAAGGUUGGAACUUGUGAUGCUAACUUUGGACUCUAAAAAAAUCUGUAUUGCAUGACCAGCAAGUAGAGGAGUCUAGUUUGUGCUACGCGGGGAAGGCGUUGUCAUGCGGAGUAGGCAUCAGGAAGCCUUCUAAAAAUCUGUGACGCUAGGUCGUGCAUUACAGACAUCCUGGGUCAUGCAAAAAAUGCAUGACAAGUGCUGAGACUUGAAGUCUCAGAACCUUCUGCAUUUGAUAUUCCAGCUUGAUCAACGAUCCGGUCGGGGUUUUGAUUGCGGUUUUGCGGAAAAAGGAACAAACUGGGAAGGCGGAGUUACCGGUGAAUUUGACGCAUUUUUACUAUCCGGAAGGAGGUCUGGAGGAGGGAAACGAUAACGAUGACGGGAUCGAGGAGAAAGGAGAAGGAAGUAGAGGUGGAGAUGUGCAUGUUGUUGAAUCACAAUCAAGUUCUAUCUAUCGGCGGGGAAAGAAGAUGUACCUGGGAGGUCUCGACAUAAUCCGAGCUCCCUCUCAACCAGGAGCAGCACAUCAACAGCGAUAUAAUUCCAGCCGGGGCCGGAGGAAAGAGAAGUUGGAAGAGGAGAUUGGGAGACUGAAGCUGCGGUUAGAAACUUCCAAGAAGAGAAAGGAACAGAGGAAGGUGGAGAAGAGAAAUGCGGUGCGGAAACUGAGAAAGGAUAGAGAAGUAGAUGCCGCGGACGAGAUCGAGAGUGAAAAAACAAUCGAAGACGUUCAUGCGCUAGCGCGUGAGGUGGAAGAGCAGCAGGACGAGGGGGAGGAUGUGAAGAGUAUCAGUAUGGUAGAUUUGCAGAGGCUGCUGCGGUAAGAUUUCUAUUGUUCAGAGUCUCUGGCUCUGUAGUUUUGUGGACACAACGUUUCAAGAACUCGAACGUCAACGGAACCAAAAAUAAGUGGUACUCGUCUUACGGUUACGAUCAGGAUCGUGACCGUGUCAGAUAGAGCAAUUUUCACAAGGUGAGUAAGUACACUAGAUCUGUGGUGGUUGUUGAUCUCACAAUUGACAAGACUGACUUGUGACGAGCUGAUGCCUGAACAAUGUGGUACUUACUUGAUGUUGGUUUCAAAGAAAACAGAAAGAAAAGCUUACAAUAAAAAUGAAUACAGCCUCGUGCUGUUGUUUCCAUCGCAGCGUACUUUGCUAUUGCUCGUUGAUCUACAACUUGAGUACUUGUCAACGAAGAUUUUUCACAAGUAAACUGUUCAAGGGCGCAGUGAAGAUGUCUAGUUGUUGUAGAAGAUGGUAGCCGCGAUAAAACUAAAAGACUGGCCAAGAUCGCCCUCAUUCUCGAUGCGCGCGAGAAAGAGUACAGACGUUGGCGAUGAGUACUGCACCCGACGCUGUCACUACGUACAUGUUCACCACGUUGUUUUACCGUCUUCAAU